AAUAAAACAGACUCGUGGAUAUUACAACGGCGGCUGCUUCAGCAUGCUAUCAGGCAAGAGCAGGCCAUACUUGAAGAUAAGGUGGAUAUGGAGGGAAUGGAAUGGGCUUUGCAUAACUUAGGCACCCUCUACGCCGACCAAGGCAAGCUGGCUGAGGCCGAGAAGAUGUACACUCGGGCGCUGCAAGGCAGUGAAGAGGCACUUGGACCGGAUCACACAUCGACACUCUCAACAGUCAACAACCUAGGCACCCUCUACAAAAACCAAGGCAAGCUAGCUGAGGCCGAGAAAAUGUACACUCGGGCGCUGCAAGGCAAGGAGGAGGCACUUGGACCGGAGCACACAUCGACACUCUCGACGGUCAACAACCUAGGCGCCCUCUACGCCGACCAAGGCAAGCUAGCUGAGGCCGAGAAGAUGUACACUCGGGCGCUGCAAGGCUACCAGCAAGCUCUUGGUCCUGAACUUCUGCCCUCUUAUUUACCAGCGUUGAACACUAUGUUUGCUUUUGGCGACCUCUUCUCGCAAACAAGUCGGAAAGACUUGGCGAAGGAAAUGUACAGUCGGGCAUUAGCUAGAUAUACAGCCGUCCAACCUUCUUCGAAAUGGUCCAAGAUUGGGUUUACGGAACCUGUAGCACAAGAUUCAAGGCGACUUAAGCGAAAACAUUCUGCAAACUGGGAAAGCGGCUGA
This is a messenger RNA of Mollisia scopiformis, 693 nucleotides long. RefSeq names its product TPR-like protein. Gene Ontology annotation, molecular function: protein binding. Gene Ontology annotation, cellular component: kinesin complex. The coding region runs from base 88 to 693 and encodes 201 amino acids. The transcript is spliced from 2 exons. Lineage: Eukaryota; Fungi; Ascomycota; Leotiomycetes; Helotiales; Mollisiaceae. The record is from RefSeq and is a predicted model, not a curated record.